Molecule: messenger RNA, 2208 nt
Organism: Puccinia triticina
Lineage: Eukaryota; Fungi; Basidiomycota; Pucciniomycetes; Pucciniales; Pucciniaceae
Exons: 4
Coding region: 1-2208 (735 amino acids)
Source: RefSeq, a predicted model, not a curated record
AUGGUCGCCCUCACCAUCACCCCCAAGCACGGCAACCACACCCGCUACUUCCCCCACGCCGGCUUCCUCGGCCUCUCCCCCGUCAUCCUCGCCGGCCACGUCCACACCAGACUCGAGGAGGACAACCAGCCCCUCGAGGCGAGCCGGCUGGUCGUCCGGAUCCGAUGCUACGAGGCCGUCGGAUCCACCCUCUCCAAGGGCACUCGCCCAGAACUGCCAGACUCCUUCAACAAGCUCUCCAACCUCAACGUCCUCUGGCAGACCGAACAGACCCUCUGGGCCGCCAGAAGCAGCGCCGGCUACGAACCCCUCGGGGACUCCAACCGCCCCUGGAAACUCACCAUCCCCACCCAUGCCGUCGACCCCACCCACAACAGCAACGCCCAGCAAUCCUGCCCAGCCAUCGGCUCAAUCACCUACAAGACCUGGAGAUCCUGGUGGCAGGUCGAAACGGUCAUCUAUCAUAAACCAGCGGGCAUCAUGGGCUCCAAAUUGAUGAAAUCACAUCCACUCUAUCUCAUCAACUACCGCGAGGCCGAGAAGUACUACAGCAGCCCAGAGGAACCCACAACGACCAUCCAGAGCAGCAACUCCAGGAUCAGGUACUCAAUCACCUCACCCACCGCCGUCUGCUGCGGAGACGAGAUCCAGAUCAAGAUCCUCAUCGGAACCAAGCCACCACCACCACCACAGCAACAACAACAACAACAGCACCCCCACCAUCAUUCACCAGCACCAGCAACAUCAUCAUCCAGCUCCGAGAGUAGCAGCGGCGAGCCCGAGCUGAUCCUCAAACGCUUACAGGUCUCCCUCGUCAGACGCCUCGCCAUCGAGCUCUUCAAGCCCUCGCCCUCCUCCACACAGCCCAUCCCAAUCGACCACAAGCCAUGGCGCCUCGCCCGCCACCUCGCCAACCCCGCCCUGCGCCCCAUCAACCCCUUCGCCUCCGCCUCCGCCCCCUCUCCAUCCUCCAUCCUCACCGCCCCCCUCUCCUCCGAACCCCUUACCACCCCCACCAGCAACAGCACCCCGCAUUCUAUUGCCCUCGGUAGCAAUCUUAACGCCAAGAGACAGUUCACCACCGUCAACACCCUCAUCACCAAUACCGAAGGCAUCUCCAAAUCCGUCCUCCUCAACCAUCUGGAUCACCACCAGCCUCACCCUUCGCUCCUCGACCAGCAUCAGCCACAGCAUCCGCCGGCCAGAUACGAGUACGGCUUCCUCGUCAAGCUCAAGGUCCCCCUCGUCAAGUCCAAGUCGCACUACUCGAUCGGCGAGACCUGCAAGACCAACCUAGCCACCGUCAACUUCUCGUUCCAGUUCAAACUGUCGAUCAAGAAUAAGGUGACCAACAGGCUCGAGACCAUCGACCUUUCCGAGCUCAAUGUCGACGUCUUUUCCAUCUCCAAGGCCGAGAUCCAGGGCGCCCUGGGCCAGCUCAAGAAGAUCAGCGGGUCUGGCUCCCUUCCCCCCCGUCGCUUCGUUGUCGUCGGCCCCCGCGUCCACAUCCGGCUCGGCCUCGGCCGCCGGCUCCAAGCCGCCCUCGCCCAACGACCGCGCCCCUCUCAUCCCGCCGUUCGUCUUUCCCCGCGACGACCUGUCGCCUCCCCCGGUGCCCCAGUAACGCCCGCCACUUCCUUGUUCCCGCCCCCGGGUCGCCCGGCCGAUCGUGGCCUUCUUGCGCGACGAAUCCCCCCGCCCCCCGAUUUCUUUCUCCUUUUCCGCUACACUCAUACUCAACACCAGCCCCCUCGUCAUAGACUUCUCUCCUGGCCAUACCCUCCUCACGCUCUCUCAGACACGCCCCUCGUGGCCGCGCCGUCGGCCGUUGUCUCCAGCCCCCGCCGUCUCCGGCCCGUUCCCUCCAGCCCUUCCGCGCCCGAAUAUCGGCACGAUCUCCCAUACGAGGAUGGCGUGAGCCUCGGAGGUCGUCGGCCAGGCCGCCACCCAUCCGCCGCUCUCCACCGCCACCACGUCCCGCUUGCCCUCGCCUCCCGCGCUCUUCCAGCCGCGCCCUGUCCUUUCUUUCCCCGUCCGCUUGUCGGCCCCCUUCUCCCCCUGGCGACCCUCGCCGCCCCUGCUGCCCACCCAGAUGUACCAUCGUCCCUCUUUUUUUCGUUCACCUGUCUCUGCUUUCUCUUUCUGGUAAAGCUCCCUCCCGUCAUCCAUACACACAUCGCCCGCCAUCUGCGCCACCUGUCUCCGUAA